Globicephala melas (long-finned pilot whale) is the source of this 1956-nucleotide messenger RNA. The record is from RefSeq and is a predicted model, not a curated record. NCBI's taxonomy places the organism in Eukaryota, Metazoa, Chordata, Mammalia, Artiodactyla, Delphinidae.
ACAAUGGGUGAAUUUCCAGGAUGUCCGGCCCCCUUCCGAGAAGGAGGGGAGAUAACAAAAUGUAAAAAAGGUGUCUGUCAAAGACCAAUCAGGCAGCUGGGGACAAGUUCCCUCUCUGGUCCGAGCCUAAGCCGGGACCAAUCAGCAGGAGAACACAACCAAAUCUAUAAUUUACAUACGGGGAAGUGGGAACCUAUAAAACUGACAUAUUCGCGCCCAAAAGGGUUCCUUCUUCGACCUCCUGCGUGAGGACCAAGGAACCCCGGUGCACCGGCCUUCAAUAAACCUCUUGCGUUUUGCAUCGACUUCCGACUCUUGUUGUUUCCUGGGCGAGUCGAAACUCCUAGGAGACCGCGCAGGUCUAACAUUUGGGGGCUCGUCCGGGAUUCCACUCGCCCCGGACCACAAGAACAUCGGGAGUUGGAGGUACCAGGUAAGCUCGAGCUUGAUUGUCUGUUUGUCCCUUGUUCUUUGUGGGCCAUUAUCGGAGGAAAGCCGUAAGAAUCGGCUUAUUAUGGAAUCUGUAUCGGACCUCUGGCUAGGCAGACGUGCUAAUAGCCGGCGUCCAUGAGCCCUAGGGGACGCCCUGGUGGCUCAUCUGGAAGGAGAGGCAAACUCUGUCUCCCCUUCACUCGGUUUCGGCAGUUCCCUUGGUGAUAACUGCCAUCUGAAGAAGUUUCGGUUUUGAAGCGAGCUCGCGGUGGCCCAUACGUAUAUGUGUUUCGUGGAGUUUUAACUGUUUCUGUAUUGUGGUCUAUUCUUCUUCUCUGACGGACGACAAUGGGACAAACUAUGACGACUCCUCUUUCCCUUACCCUAAGCUAUUGGACCGAAGUUCGGGCCAGAGCCCAUAAUUUUUCGGUAGAGGUAAAGAAAGGAAAGUGGAAGACUUUGUGUGCCUCUGAAUGGCCAACAUUUCAGAUAGGAUGGCCCCCCGAAGGAUCCUUUUUAUUAGACAAGAUUAAGCUGCUGAAGUCUAAGAUAUUUAAUAUAGAUCCCCACGGACAUCCAGACCAAGUACCAUAUGUCUUGGUCUGGGAAGAUUUAAUUCUCUCCCCACCUCCGUGGGUCCGGCCCUUUGUUUCCUCAACAGGUACGUCCGCGCAUACAUCAGCAGCGUCGGAAAUAUUAGCCUUAAAGAAAAACCCCAACACGGAGAAGCUACCCGACGCCCCGGAUCUACCGAAGGCGAUUUAUCCUGACCCGCAGUCCGAUUUGCUUCUUUUGGAUUCCCCACCCCCUUAUCCUCUGGCCCCGAAUCCCCUACCCCCUAGAGGACCCCCAGCUCCACUGCCCUCGGCACCAAGGGAACCAUCCAUGAUGGAAGAAGAAAGGGGUCCCUCAGUGGGCACUAGGAGCCGGAGGGCUAUCUCCCCGGACUCCACUGCCCUACCUCUUAGAGAAUAUGGCCCCCCCGAUGGCCAAGGGAAUAGACCUCUCCAAUAUUGGCCCUUUUCCUCUGCAGAUCUUUAUAAUUGGAAAAUGCAUAACCCAACUUUUUCUGAAAAUCCACAGGCCCUUACCGCUUUAAUAGAAUCUCUUGUUUUCUCCCACCAGCCCACAUGGGAUGAUUGUCAGCAGCUGCUCCAGACUCUCCUAACGACUGAGGAGAGGCAACGGGUUCUUUUAGAAGCCAGAAAAAAUGUAUUAGGCGCCAAUGGGCAACCUACCCAGCUGCCUAACGAGAUUGAUGCUGGUUUCCCACUCGUCAGGCCAAACUGGGAUUUCAAUGCGUGGACCCAGUGUCAUCACAAGGGUCCUGAAAGUGGAGGGGAGGCACAGAAGAGAUGGAGAAACGAAGCUAAAGAAGGUCAGAGAGAUGCCAUGUUGCUGCCUUUGAAGCUGGAGGAAAGGGGCCACGAGCCCAGGAAUAUGGGUGGCCUCUGGAGGCUGGAAAAGGUAAGGAAACGGAUCAGACCCGGAGCCUACAGAAAGGAAUGCAGCCAUGCUGAUUGA